AUGGGCCGCCCUGCCUGCCUGCUGGCCUGUGCCUUCGGCGCAUUCGGCGCCUUUGGCCCCUGCCUCCAGCUCUGGGCCGGGCCGAGCUCCCGCAUAGUGCGAAGAGCGCAGGGCUUUGGCGGCUUUGGUUCGGACUUUGACGAGGACAAGGCCGAAGAUCUUGUGAAGGACAUCAACACCUUCAUCGAGGAUUCGCUUUAUGAGGACAUGCUUGCGCGUGAUCUUGAGGAAAGAGAGGUGCUUCGCAACCUGACAGUGACAGUAGCCAACGACACCACCAAGGUCACAUUGGUUGGGACAAAUCACAUUAGCCAGACGGCAGCCCGUUUUGCUGAACGCAUCGUGGCCGAUGUCCAGCCCAGUGCCUUGAUCUUAGAGCUUUGCAGCGAGCGGCUGGGAACACUCAUCCGGGGCAAUGGCCAUCGAGGCACCCAAGCCAAGAACUGGAUGGACCCGGACGAGCCGGAGGUUGUGCGAAGACAUCUUGCGAGGAAUGGGGACGAAACUCGAAGCGCGUUCCGUGCCUUCAUGAAGAGCACAGUGUCUAAAGCAUCACGUGGACUACUGGUGUUAGCAGACAUGAAAGCAUCCGUGGUGGAGCAUGAUAUCGAAAUCUUGGGAGACUUUCUGCUAGACCGCCGGGACCCAAAUUUGGCACGCAACAUUUACCGCGCCGCUAUGCUCGGUCACAAAAACAUUGUGGCUGUACUUGGUGCCAACCAUUUGAGCGGAGUUGCACAGGAGUUGGAGCAUGAUGGGAGAGCCAUGCCCCAGCACGGGCUGUACAUCUCACAGUCCGGCUGCAAGAAGCUGCAAGAGCGUCAAAGAAAGCUGAAAAAGAAGGUGCCUCCGAAGAAGUGGAAGAGGCGAGACUCGUUGCCGGAUCGAUCGGGGAGAAACAUGGAGAUCUGCCUGACAGAGCUCUGCAACCAUGAGAAGAUUCUGAACAGCCUGGGGAAGGAUGCUCUCGAGGCAAGCAGCUGGGAAGAUCUUGAAGCAUGGCACCGGGAGGAGUGCCUGUGA
Messenger RNA from Symbiodinium natans, 1023 nucleotides. NCBI's taxonomy places the organism in Eukaryota, Dinophyceae, Suessiales, Symbiodiniaceae. The record is from the annotation of a GenBank genome assembly.